UGCAGGGACCUAGAAUUUCUGGGUGUAUACUUUACAUUUCGGAGCAUUAUUUUUUCCAGGUUUUCGUUUCUGAAAUUUUAGUUAAUACAUUAUGCUGCUUAAGAGGCUAUACUUUACCCUUAGAGACAGAAAUUGUGUUGUAGCCCUUUGAGACUUUCACUAAAACCCCUAAAGUCGUGUUUGGCAAUUAACUAGGUAUCCUACACCUCCUGGUUCCUGGACGCCUUCAAUUACGCCAUCUUGAAGAAGAUGGAUGUGCUGAACCUCAGCAUCGGCGGCCCCGACUUCAUGGACCAUCCCUUCGUUGACAAGGUGUGGGAAUUAACGGCUAACAACGUAAUCAUGGUUUCUGCUAUUGGCAACGACGGGCCUCUUUAUGGCACUCUGAAUAACCCUGCUGACCAAAUGGACGUGAUCGGAGUGGGCGGCAUUGACUUUGAGGACAACAUCGCCCGCUUCUCCUCAAGGGGAAUGACUACCUGGGAACUCCCAGGAGGCUAUGGCCGUGUGAAGCCCGAUAUCGUCACCUAUGGUGCUGGGGUGAGGGGCUCCGGGGUGAAGGGGGGCUGCCGGGCCCUGUCGGGGACCAGCGUGGCUUCUCCGGUGGUUGCCGGCGCCGUCACCCUGCUGGUAAGCACAGUGCAGAAACGCGAACUGGUGAACCCGGCCAGCAUGAAGCAGGCGCUCAUUGCGUCCGCCCGGAGGCUUCCUGGUGUCAACAUGUUUGAACAAGGCCACGGCAAGCUGGAUCUCCUCAGGGCCUAUCAGAUCCUCAACAGCUACAAGCCACAGGCGAGUCUGAGCCCCAGCUACAUCGAUCUGACUGAGUGUCCUUACAUGUGGCCCUACUGCUCCCAGCCUAUCUACUAUGGAGGGAUGCCGACAAUCGUCAACGUCACAAUCCUCAACGGCAUGGGCGUCACAGGAAGGAUUGUAGACAAGGUGAUGCUGCUCUCUGGCUUGUGGUGA
Molecule: messenger RNA, 969 nt
Organism: Leptonychotes weddellii (Weddell seal)
Lineage: Eukaryota; Metazoa; Chordata; Mammalia; Carnivora; Phocidae
Source: RefSeq, a predicted model, not a curated record